Messenger RNA from Pterocles gutturalis (yellow-throated sandgrouse), 842 nucleotides. It is a transcript of the gene HEBP2, whose product is annotated as heme binding protein 2. The record is from RefSeq and is a predicted model, not a curated record. Gene Ontology annotation, cellular component: cytoplasm. The transcript is spliced from 5 exons. The coding region runs from base 193 to 744 and encodes 183 amino acids. NCBI's taxonomy places the organism in Eukaryota, Metazoa, Chordata, Aves, Pterocliformes, Pteroclidae.
AGACCCGGAGAACAAGGCUACAACCUUCUGGUUUUCAUAACAGCAUCUCCCCUCCAGUAGGGCUGAGGCAUGGGCGGAGCUUGAUGAAACUCAAAUAAACACUGACACACAGCAUCUUGUGAGUAUGUGCAGCCUCAGAAGGACAGACUGCAGUAGCUAAAAGGAUAAGGACAGCUUAAAACCUCUGGCAAGAUGAUCAAAUCCUUCAAGCAAACAUUUCUGUCCCUGGAUCUGCAGUCCCCUCGGUGGAGCUCAGGAGAAACGAUGACAAAGGAUUAUGAACUCCGUCAGUAUGAGACAGCAAAGUGGGUCAGCACAGUCAUUCCGGGAGAAACCCAGAAGGAAGCAAUGCGCCAGGGCUUCUGGAAGCUCUUCCACUACAUCCAAGGAAAGAAUGAUAAAGAAAUAAAGAUUGACAUGACUGUGCCAGUGACAUGCCUGAUAAAAUCUGGCUGUGCAGACUUCAAGAUCUCUUUCUUUGUGCCUUUUGAACACCAGGACUCUCCACCACAGCCCACCGACUCGGAUGUGUUUGUUGAAGAGCGGAAGGCAGCACCCAUCUUUGUCCGGUCCUUCGGUGGAUUUGCCUCCCCAGAGAAAUAUGCUGAGGAAGCUGAAGUCUUGGCCAGAAUCUUGAGAAACAGAGGCCAACCGUUCCAUGAAGACUUCUUCUAUACUGCAGGCUAUGACAGUCCCUUCAAGCUCUUUAACAGGCACAAUGAAGUGUGGUAUUUUAAAAAGUAAUAUGGUGGGGGGGAUAUUAAGAGGCUACUAAUCAGCUCUGGAUGAACACAGACCUUACUAAUGGCUUUUGCUUUAGUGCAGAAGAGAUUUAAUAUGCA